AUGGGAAGCCAAGAAUUUAUUGUACUUUAUACUCAUCAGAAGACAAAGAAGUCAAAAGUAUGGCAAGAUGGGAUUUUGAAGGUCACCCACUUAGGAAACAAAGCAAUUUUAUAUGAUGACAAAGGAGAUUGUCUGGAGAGCAUAUUUCUUAAGCACCUUGAGGUGAAACCUGGAGAUGACUUAGAAAGUGAUCGGUACUUGAUCACAGUUGAGGAGGUUAAAGGUGCUGGAAGCAUAGCUCUUAAGCACGAUGUCGUUAAAGAAGCACCAGAGUUAAAGUCAAGGAGGUUUGUCUCUUCUGGCCGAUCACUUGGAUGUCAGCCUGCUGGUUUAAAAAGGAAGUUUCCUGGUUUUUUAGGGCCAUAUCAAGUGCCAAAGAAAAUGGUUGCAACUGAAAAUGGACAACCUGCUGCAUCACUUGAAGCUAAGAAACCUGGUCCAACUUUUCUUUCUCCACUGUAUAGCAUGUCUCCUUUAUUUUCUACUGCUAGCCAGAAAGAUACAAAAAAUAUCCCAACAGACUCUAACAACACUGUCACAUACAAGAACAGAGAGAGAAAUGACUUGCUUUCUUCUUCAGUUGUCUCUACUCCAUCCUUUAAGAUUUACCCAGAAGUGCUAUGUAGAGAAAAUUAUUUUUGCUCUGCCGACAGCUCUGUAAGUAAGGACGCAGACUCUUUAGUGGCCAAUAAACCUAUGAAAAGAGAUAGGUUGACAUCUCACUGUUCAGGAAUUUCACAAAACAUCAGGAGCAAAGCACAGAUAUUAGCCCUUCUGAAGUCUAAAUCUACAAGUACAGGUAAAGAACUGAAUUCUGAGAAUACAGACCAUUUUCCACAAAUCCAUCCACAAGAAAGUAUAAAAAUCCCUGCUAAACCAAAGUGCUUAUUUGAACAAGAAAAGUGUACUGAGGUGAAGAGCAUAGAAACUUUACACUACCAGCAUCAAUCAGAAAGUGCCAUGAGAAAUAAGAGCCAAUGGGCCAUGUAUCUAUCAUCACAGAGUUCGCUUAUACAUUCUUCUGAUAUAGAUGAAAGUGGUACAGAAAGGAAACACAAGGUCCAGGAAGAUGAUAUAAAUGCAAAUAUGAAAGACCUUUUAAUACAAAAGAAGUUCUUUGAAACAGAUUGUGAAAUGGGGGAAAAGUAUAAUGAAGACAAGCAAGUAGAUGAUAACCAUCCAUCCUCCUGGGAUCAGGAAGUAAAUUUUGAAAUUACUUCAUCCAAUAAAAGUGCUAGCUUACCAGGUAACUAUAGCAAUGCAGAAAAUAAUGGCUUAUUAUCAGUACCUCAUGUUCAAGGAAAUAAUAAAAUAUCUCUUAAUCAUAAUGACCAAGUAUGUGUAAAAGGACCAAUUAUUACCAGAGAAAAUUCUUUGGAAGUAAAUACAUGUGGGACACCAGAAAUAGAAUGUAAACAACCAGUGUCUUCUCUGACAGACUGGGAGCAUAUACAGAUAGAAUCUUCUCUAAGUAACGAUUUUGGCAUCUCUGAUGAUAGCUCAGGCAUGUUUUCUAAAAGUAAUGCUAAUCAUGAAGGAAUUAAUAGUAUUAAUGAACCUAUGAGUGAUGUACCACAGCCAUUUUUGGAAAUAACUUUUAAUCUGAACAAUUUUGAGACCAGUGACACCGAGGAAGAACCACAGGAAGGCAGCAAAAUUUCCCAGGACUCAGAAUGUUUGGUAAAGGAAAUGUUGGUUAAUAACAAUUCAUGUGUUCAAAAGAGAUGUGAGAAUAAAAGCUAUAAGGAAAUUGGCAGUGAAAAUUUGCCUCUCUCAAUGUCUGUUGGUGGCAAACCUAUAGAGCCAUUACCUACUAGAGACACUCUGCCGACACAGCUUAGUGCUAGAACUCGUGUGGAUUUUGACACGGGAACUUUUAAAGCUGAAAAUACUGGGAAAGAAAGAAAGGAGUUUAGUGACACAUUAAGUAAUUUUGACUCUGAGUGGACUGGUGAUAUGUGUGUAGAUAGCAAUGAGGAUGCUAAUAAAUCUAUCCAGAAAAUCAAAACUGACUGUGAUGUUGUUUCACUCUCAAAUAAAUUUAAAGGCAUAGAAACAAACUUACAUAUUCAUCAGUUUUUAGGUGUGGCCACUGAUCAGACUCCUGAAAACAAUACCCUAUUUACAGAAGACACUCAACCUCAGCCUUUUAUUUUGGGAAGCAACUUGGACAAAACUGAUGAUCAGGUUUUCUCAUCACCCUCUAGCAAUGACAAUAGUAUCCAGCUAUUAAACACCAAUCAAAGUCAUUCUGAAUAUAUUGCACUUGAUGAAUCAACUACCCAAGUUUCCAAUACUUCCUUUUACCCUCUGAGAGAAAAGAGUUCUUUUUCCAAAGAACCAGAAGCACAUAGUCCUGGAUCUAAAGAUUUGGGGACGAUUGGAAGUUUAUCCCAUGAACACACUGAAAUAGAAAGUGCUGAAAAUUGCAAACGUGAUUGGAAUAAUUCUGGGAACUCUUCAGGACUUUCUGGAUUAGUGAAUAAUAUUUCCCUUUUAAGGUCUCUGUCUGAACACAGUACAGCUUUAGAAAGCUUGGAAGUAUUCCAAAAGAAAAAUACAUCUAAACAACAAGGAUUUCAGCAGACAUCUGCACCUGAAAGCAGUCCUGAAGAUAUCAUUCCAGAUGGUAGUCCACAGGUUACCUGUUCGAACUCACCCAGCAAUACCGCAGAAGAUCCAGGCCUGGUGAGCGGCUUCAGUCAAGAUUACAGUCAACUGAACUCUGUAGAGUAUGGAGUCUUUCCAAAUGAACACAUAAAUAAAGAAAUGUCUCAAGAUAACAUUUUAACAGGUUCAAAACCACUUACUACAGUAGUUUCACAAGCUAUACCAAAGUUGCAUCUUCUGAACCAGGAUUCUCCUCCACAGUUCCCAGAUAAAGAAAUCUUUCCAAAAGGAGGUACUAGCUUUAAUAUUGAAGACAAUUUUCAAAUGAUAGCAGAGUCUGAUAAGGAAUCCAUCGAAAAUUAUUGUUUUCCUCCUAGCAACUCAGAACAUUCUUAUCAUUAUUUGGAUUAUAAUUUCAAAUCAGCAAAGCGGACUCUGUGGGAAGCAAACAAGGUAACAUCAUCAGAACAAAAGAUAUCUACACUGAUUCCUGUUUCUACUUUUUCUUUGCCUUCAAGAGAUGAAGACUUCAUGCCAGAAUUCUCUAACGAGUCCCUGAGAGCAAGAACUUUACAUGGUAAUCUUCACUUUCUCAACUUAGAGGAUACAUUCUGUUUUCUUUCAGGAAUGAAGAAACCCAGUUCUCUGGAGAAGAAGAACUUUCAAAGACUUCCAUUAGUAAGUAGAGCCCGAGUUCCAAUUAUUACUUUGCCUCCUGCUGAUGGACCACCUGACUUAGACUCUUGCUCAUAUGUGAUCAACUGUGACACACAGGAGUCCUCUGAUUCACCUAAAUUCAACUUGUGGGAAGAGUCAGCAUUUCCAUCUUUUAACUUUGAGCCUGAGGACCAAAGUGAAGCUUUUUUCUUUGAAGACUCUGAGGAAGAGACCCCAGGGGGCCUUUCGCUUCUCAAUAAUGUAUCUACUGAAAGCAAAUGGCUGAAAUAUCAGAGCACACCCCAGUGCAACUUGACUACAUUAGAUAAAGUUGAUAAGAAAGUAAGAGAUGUCUUCUUUGCUGAGGCUAUUUCAAGAAUGCAUUUUAGUGACACAGGCGAAAGGCAGAGUGAUGCUAUGAAUAAAAGCUCUUUAGACUCUUUGCAUUUGCAAAUGAUGAAAGGCAUGCUCUAUCAGCAGCAGCAGAAAUUUAGCAGUCAAGAUUUGAUUUCCAGAAAUACAGCACUUUCUCUGAAUUUAGAGCAGACUUUCAAGACUGAAGAAAUUCAAACUAUGUUAGGAGAGUCUGCCUACUACAGCUGCAGUAUAACAAGUAAUGUACAGGAGAUAAAUGCCUCUGAGCUAUCAUUCCCAAGUGGGCAGAAAAUAAAAUCUGUUUAUCUUCCUCAAAGGCAAAUUCACAUACCAGCUGUUUUUCAGUCUCCUGCUCAUUAUAAGCAGAUUUUUACAUCUUGCCUCAUAGAACAUCUAAAUAUAUUGCUGUUUACAUUGUCACAAAAAUUAUACAAAGCUCUUUCAAACAUUGAUAUAUCAUUUUACACAUCUUCAAAAGGAGAAAAACAAAAAAAUGUAGAAAAUAAUGUGCCAUCCUGCCAUCAUCAUCAACCUGCAAAACUUGUCAUGGUUAAAAAAGAAGGCCCAAAUAAGGGUCGUCUGUUCUACACAUGUGAUGGACCCAAAGCUGACCGAUGUAAAUUUUUCAAGUGGCUUGAAGAAGUGUCUCCAGGAUUGACACAGGCAGAAUAUCGACCCAGCAUGGUUUUAAGUGAUAUAAAGAGUAUUGGCUUAUAUUUAAGAAGUCAAAAGAUACCACUCUACGAGGAAUGCCAACUUUUGGUGAGAAAAGGAUGUGAUUUCCAGGGAAAACAAUAUGGCAAACUAAAGAAGUUUACUACUGUAAAUCCUGAAUUUUAUAAUGAACCUAAAAGCAAACUGUAUCUUAAGCUGAGUAGGAAGGAAAGUUCCUCAAGUUACAGCAAAAAUGAUCUUUGGGUGGUUUCAAAAACCCUAGACUUUGAACUAGAUACUUUUAUUGCAUGCAGUGCUUUCUUUGGACCAUCAUCUGUCAAUGAGGUGGAGCUACUGCCUUUGAAAGGCUAUUUCCCCUCUAAAUGGCCCACUAACAUAGUGGUCCAUGCAUUGUUGGUUUGUAAUGCUAGCACAGAGCUGACCACUUUGAAAAACAUUCAGAACUACUUUAAUCCGGGUACUCUACCUCUAAUGCAGCACCUGUUAACAAUGUCUUCACCAAGUACAGUUAGCAACAAGAGAGUCAAUAAAAAAAAAUUUAUCCCUCCAGCGUUCACAAAUACUAACACAAAAUUUGAAAUAAGCCCAGGAACAACAUUGCAGUUAGCUAGUGAGCUAAUUCAGGUGCACAAGUUAAACAAGGACCAAGCUACAGCUCUAAUUCAAAUAGCUGAAAUGAUGGCAUCACAUGAAAGUGUUGGCAUGGAGGAAAUGCAACCCCAUACCCUACCUAUCACGAUUAUACAUGCUUACAUAAGUGUAGACCCACUCUUAACAUCUUCUGGUUCUGUCCCAGUAAAGAAGCUAUACUUCCUCCUAUUCAGUUACUUGCAUGCGGGCUCAGAAAAUGAAAAUGAACAAUUAAAAGAACUACAUGCACUAAUGAAAGAAGACCUGACUCCUGUGGAAAGACUUUAUGUGAGAAAAAGUAUUGAGCAGCAUAAACUGGGAACCAACAGAACUCUGCUGAAGCAGGUCCGAGUUGUUGGAGUUACCUGUGCAGCCUGCCCAUUCCCAUGCUUGAAUGAUCUUAAAUUUCCUGUAGUCGUGCUGGAUGAAAGUAGUCAAAUAACUGAACCGGCCUCUCUCCUUCCCAUUGCAAGGUUUGAAUGUGAAAAGCUGAUUCUUGUUGGAGACCCUAAACAACUGCCUCCUACUAUUCAGGGUUCUGAUGCUGCUCAUGAAAAUGGAUUGGAGCAAACUCUUUUUGAUCGACUUUGCUUAAUGGGUCACAAGCCAGUUAUACUGAGAACCCAAUAUCGUUGUCACCCUGCUAUCAGUGCUAUCGCUAAUGAUCUGUUCUAUGAAGGAAACCUUAUGAAUGGUGUUUCAGAAACAGAGAGAAGCCCUUUGUUGGAAUGGCUGCCAACCCUGUGUUUCUAUAAUGUCAAAGGACUGGAACAGAUUGAAAGAGAUAAUAGCUUUCAUAAUGUGGCAGAAGCUGCUUUUACACUCAAGCUGAUUCAGUCACUGAUUGCAAGUGGAAUAGCAGGCUAUAUGAUUGGGGUGAUAACAUUAUACAAAUCCCAGAUGUACAAGCUUUGUCAUUUACUCAGUACAGUGGACUUCGACCAUUCCAAUAUUAGAGCUGUCCAGGUGUCGACGGUAGAUGCUUUUCAGGGAGCUGAAAAGGAGAUCAUAAUUCUGUCCUGUGUAAGGACAAGACAAGUGGGAUUCAUUGAUUCAGAAAAAAGAAUGAAUGUUGCAUUGACCAGAGGAAAGAGGCAUUUAUUGAUUGUGGGAAAUAUAGCCUGUUUGAGGAAAAAUCGGCUAUGGGGACGUGUGAUCCAACACUGUGAAGGAAGAGAAGAUGGAUUGCAACAUGCAAGCCAGUAUGAGCCAUGGCUCAACCAUCUCCUAAAAGAUUAUUUAGAAAAAAGAGCAGAAGAAAAACAGCAGAAAAAGAGUGAAAAAGAGAAAUCUCCAAGUAAACUUCUUUCACAAACAGACAUUGUGUAG
This is a messenger RNA of Orycteropus afer afer, 6276 nucleotides long. NCBI's taxonomy places the organism in Eukaryota, Metazoa, Chordata, Mammalia, Tubulidentata, Orycteropodidae. The record is from RefSeq and is a predicted model, not a curated record.